Cydia strobilella is the source of this 847-nucleotide messenger RNA. RefSeq names its product THAP domain-containing protein 1-like. Lineage: Eukaryota; Metazoa; Arthropoda; Insecta; Lepidoptera; Tortricidae. Bases 224 to 718 code for a protein of 164 amino acids. The transcript has 3 exons. The record is from RefSeq and is a predicted model, not a curated record.
UGCAAGGGCCUGACACUCUUUAAUAUUCUUAUAAAUUAAGAGAAAAUAGUGCCAUGCUUUGUCCUUAUCACCGACCGGGCAUUUUUUCAUGGUCGGGUUAUGGCAUCAUAGCAAGGAGGCUGUGGCGAAAUACCGAAAUUUAUAAGAGUGAAAGAGAAAAAAUCAAUCAAUAAUUGUGAUUAUUAACUAUUGAUGUGUAACAGUGUUUUUAAGUACACUUAACAUGGUGGGGUGUUCAGUGGUUGCCUGCAAAAGCAAUAGUGUGCGAAAAGAAAAAAGCAAUAGUGUGGAUGUAACAUUUCAUGCCUUUCCAACGGAUGAUGAAAUACUUAAACAAUGGAUUGAGGCAACUGGAAAAACAAACUGGAUGCCUCACAAAUACUCGCGUAUUUGUUCCAAACAUUUUGAACAACAUUGUGUCGUCAAAAUAGGGAAACGAACUUUGAUCAAGAAGUUUUCUGUUCCAACCUUGUUCAUACACAUUGAAUGUUCUAAAAGCAAUGAAAAAUCAGUGCUGAUUAUGACACCUAGGAAAUUAAAACUUACUUUGCAAUUGAAUCGAACAACGCUUUUAGCCGAGUCACGUCGAAAAACAAUUGAAGCAUUGAGAUCUAAAUGCCGGCGACUUCAACAGAAAAAUGCGGAGUUAUCAGCUAUUAUAGAAGAUUUACAAAAAAAUAAAGAUUUAUUAAUCAAGACUGAGCCAGAAGGAUACUAGCAACUCUGAACACAAACAAGUUAGAUUUUUUGAGGUCAAAUAAAAGCAAAUGGCUGGCUGAAAGUUCACUUUAGACAUAGAAAUGUCUAAAGGACCAAGUUACCAGAAGGUAAGUAUAGUUAUAAAUAA